CUGUGUGAGGUCCUCCUCUCUGCCAGCCUCCCCCAUGUCUAACCUUCCUGACCCCCCUAGCAUCAGAAGACUAUGUCUGCCAGUUACUGUACCCAUGUUCACAGACAAGAAAAAAAAGACAUCCCAAUCAAGUGAAGCCACUGUGGCAGUUCCAUCAGCUGAGCCUCCACCCCCCAAAUCUGCCAGGAUGGAGGCGCCUCCAUUCACUGCCAUCAAGCUGGCACCUGUGCAACCAGUUAAAACUGAUAAGAAAACUAAUCAGACUGCAGCAAAAACCCAAGCAUCAAAACCCAACAUGGCACAUGACAAGAAGAAAACCAAUCCUCUACAGCCAAAGGCCGUGGAACUGAUGAGCACUUGGUUUAAAAGCCAUAUGGAGAACCCAUAUCCCAGCAGAGAGGAGAAGGAGUGGAUGGCUGAUAAAGGAAAUAUUAGCAUUAAUCAGGUGAAUUCUUGGUUUGCCAACAAACGAAACCGCACCAAUACAACUCGUCCCAAGAAGGCAAAGAGGCAGAUAGAGAGUCAGAUCUCCUCCCUGUGCAAUGAGCUGAUGCAUCCAAACAAGAAACCAAACAUGGACAACAGUUAUGUUAUUGCUCAAUUGAGCAGCAUCUUGACUCAGACUGGCACUAAAAAAAGACAUUCAAGAUCCAAGAAGAAGGCUCCAGAAGAUCCCUCCAAGCUUGUUCCUGUUCCUCUUGGUCCCAUCCCUGUCCCCAUGUGGGCUCAGCCAUUAGCUGCCCUGCCACCUGGUUACAUGUAUACGGCUCCCAAUGUGUUCCAAGCACCCCAGGUUUCUGCCACCAGCUCUGCCUCCAGUCUUCAGCAGCCAUCUUUACAGAGAAGUGUCAAGACCAGAUCCAAGGUGGCAGCAGGUUCCUCUACAAGACAAGCCCAAUCAAGAGCUGCGGACCAGUUUGCUGCAGCCAAUAUGCAGCAACUAUUACAGCUUAGACACUUGCAAGCUCAAGUGCCACCCUUCAGAAAUACAUUUAGACACCAAAUUCCUCUGUCCAGCAGACCAGAGGAUGCUUUGAGAUCUGAGUCUUAUGUGGGGUCAGGUAAUGGGGUCAAUGAAGGGGCCCUGAACCUGCACCAAAAGUCUCAGAAGUUGGAUCAAGCACAGAAUUCCCCCGGACACACUGGCCAACUGAGGAGUGCUAGAGGCUCUCCACAGAAAGGAGGACAGAAAACCAGCUCUGUGAGGAAUUACGCUGACAGCGCCGAGUCUUCUGCCGUGCCAGAAAUGUCUACAAUCACCAUUAGUCAGGGCCAACACGAGGAGACUAUAAACAUCACCGCUGUUUCUCUGACUGAUGUCACUCUAAAUACUUCCACAUGUGCCGAUGUCUUUACCUCUGGGUCUGCGGAAGCCAAGAGUGAAGUAGAAGUGACGUCUACAGCAGAUGUGCCCAAGUCUUCUGAUGUGGCAACACCUUGCUCUGCCAACACUUGCCACACUUCAGAUGAUGAUAAAACUUCCAAAUGGUGAUCCAUGGAACUAGUCUAAUCUGAAUGGAAGGAUUCUAAUUUUGUCUUAAUUUUCUGUGUCAUUAUUCUGAACUUAAAAUUCAAGAGAGAUUUUCUUGAAAAAAA
Messenger RNA from Lingula anatina, 1596 nucleotides. RefSeq lists its product as uncharacterized. Lineage: Eukaryota; Metazoa; Brachiopoda; Lingulata; Lingulida; Lingulidae. The record is from RefSeq and is a predicted model, not a curated record. Gene Ontology annotation, molecular function: DNA binding. Gene Ontology annotation, biological process: regulation of DNA-templated transcription.